This is a messenger RNA of Microcebus murinus (gray mouse lemur), 1806 nucleotides long. RefSeq names its product UBX domain protein 6 (gene UBXN6). The record is from RefSeq and is a predicted model, not a curated record. Gene Ontology annotation, cellular component: cytoplasm. NCBI's taxonomy places the organism in Eukaryota, Metazoa, Chordata, Mammalia, Primates, Cheirogaleidae. Gene Ontology annotation, molecular function: protein binding.
GGUAUUUUUUUUCCGGUUGUUGGCCCCAGGCGGCCCCUCCCCGACUGGGCCUUGCGCCCCCCGCCCCCCGCGGCCCCCCGCGGCCGGGCCCGCCGCCACCAUGAAGAAAUUCUUCCAGGAGAUCAAAGCUGACAUCAAGUUCAAGGGCGCGGGACCCGGUCAGAAGCUCACAGAAUCCGCGGGGGAGAAGGCCCCCAGAGAGAAGCCCAACCAGCCGGCCCUCAGGCAGCCACGCCAGGGACCCACCGAUGAGGCGCAGAUGGCAGCCGCCGCUGCCCUGGCGCGGCUGGAGCAGAAGCAGCCCAGGGCGCGGGGCCCCACGUCGCAGGACUCCAUCAGGAACCAGGUGAGAAAGGAGCUUCGAGCCGAAGCCACCGUCAGCGGGAGCCUGGAGGUUCCAGGGAACAAUGUGGUACCUGAGCCCAAAGAGGAGGGCUCGACCCACCUGGCGGUGCCUGGUGUGUACUUCACCUGCCCGCUCACCGGGGCCACCCUGAGGAAGGACCAGCGGGACGCCCGCAUCAAAGAGGCCAUUCUCUCGCACUUUGCCACCGACCCAGUGGCCGCAUCCAUCAUGAAGAUCCACACGUUCAACAAGGACCGCGACAGGGUGAAGCUGGGCGUGGACACCAUUGCCAAGUACUUGGACAACAUCCACCUGCAUCCAGAGGAGGAGAAGUACCGGAAGAUCAAGCUGCAGAACAAGGUGUUCCAGGAGCGCAUUAACUGCCUGGAAGGGGCCCACGAGUUUUUUGAGGCCAUCGGGUUCCAGAAGGUGAUGCUUCCGGCUGCCGACAAGGAGGGCCCCGAGGAGUUCUACGUGCUGAGUGAGGAGGUGCUGGCCCAGCCCCAGAGCCUGGAGAGGCACAGGGAGCAGCUGCUCGCCGCCGAGCCCGUGCGCGCCACGCUGCUCCGGCAGCGCCGCAUCUUCCGGCCGUCGCCCCUGGCCUCGCAGUUCGACUUGCCCGGGGACUUCUUCAACCUUACGGCAGAGGAGAUCAGGCGGGAGCAGAGGCUCAGGUCGGACGCGGUGGACCGGCUGAGCGUGCUGCGGACCAAGGCCAUGCGGGAGAAGGAGGAGCAGCGGGAGCUGCGCAAGUACACCUACACGCUGCUGCGCGUGCGCCUGCCCGACGGCUGCCUGCUGCAGGGAACCUUCUACGCCCGGGAGCGGAUGGCCGCGGUCUAUGGGUUCGUCCGCGAGGCCUUGGAGAGCGACUGGCUGCCUUUCGAGCUGCUGGCCCUGGGAGGGCAGAAGCUGUCGGAGGACGAGAACCUGGCCUUGAACGAGUGUGGGCUGGUGCCCUCUGCCCUCCUCACCUUCUCGUGGGACGCGGCUGUGCUAGAGGACGUGAAGGCUGCGGGCGCCAAGCCCGACUCGUCCAUCCUGAAGCCCGAGCUGCUGCUGGCCAUCGAGAUGCUCUCGUGAAAUAAAAGCAGGGUUGGCCUCGGCCCCGUGUUCUGUCUCUCGCCCGCCUGUCCCUGUCCCCACGGAGCCUCCAGCCAUCUCUGGAAACGAGUGCCCUGCGCCAGGGCACAGGAGGGGAGCAGGCUGCCCGGGGAGCCGCAUGCAGAGGGAGGAUGUUGAGAUGCCCGAGCGCCCUGGAGAGGGCCUAGGGCGGCCGACAGCCCCGCCCUCCCCUGCCGGGCGCAGCAGUGUCACGGAGCCCCCAGGUGUCCCCGGCAGGAGAGCAGGUCUGCAGCACAGCCUGGUUCCCAUGCAGAGGGUGCUGUGGCUGCCAUGGGGGAUGCUGGUAACACUUGUAACUAAAUUAUGAAACCAAAUAAACAGGAUGUUUGGAUAUA